AUGUCGUUAUUCCACUCUCCAGUCAAGACAACGAAUACAAGUACCAGCAACGAGAGCACUCAGGAUGCCACCACAAGCGACAGCCAACCAAGUAUCUCUCCAUCGCUCACCACCCACGUUAAUUCGGGUUCAUUACCGAGCACUUCGUCAAACACGAUUUUUGACUACGUAGAGGUAACAAAUAUGGCAACCGGCUUUGGCCAGCAACCCAACGGUACGGCAAACGCCUUUCAAGAUGGCUUUCGCCUACCACCUGGUACCAUAGCGGGAGGCUUUGACUUCAGUGGAGUGAGCCAGCGAUCAAAUUUUCCAACUUCAACUUCGUACUUCUGGCCCUCAAGCACCACUAGCACCAUUACCAACUACACUGGUGCCACCAACAAAAACAGGCCCUCAGACGGCCAGCGACGAACGCCUAAUGCCGACCAAAUCCUGGAAUCGAUCGACCAGAAGAUUGACAGCAAGAUGGAUGAAUUUAAAAGGUACAUGGAGGAAUGCUUCGCCUCGUGGUCGCAGAAGCAACCCACGGAUCACGUCAUUGAAAACAAGGCUGUAAUGACAACGACCUUGACCUUCGCAAGCUCGUCACUGGCAACGACAACAACUGCUAGCACUACCUGCUAUAGUUUUUCCAGCUGGACGCCCAACGUCUUCGGCAACAUUCCCUCAACUGGUCACACCUUUCAGCCUGACCUGCCUUUUGCUUCACGUAGCAAUUCAGGAGCAGACUUCCAACAACGAAAUCAGUUUCAAGGAAACUCCAUGCUUGGACAGCCACACUGCCUUCAAAUGACACCAAGUACCAAGCAUCUACAAUUCUGGAACUUCCACAAACACGAUCCUCAAGGAUGGUUCAAGCAAUUGGAAGGUCUGUUCUUGACUCACAACGUCCAUGACGACGAAGCCAAAUUCAACUUCGUCGGCACACGCUUGAGUCAAGACAUUCAUCACGAGCUCCAGUACAAGAUGAACACUCUUACUCCGGAGCAACAAUUGGACAGGCUUUUCAAAGGUCUGGAAAUUGGUUGUAAGCGACCAUCAGACUUCCUCGCUGAACUGCUCAGCCUAGCGCAGGACGGAGUGCCCAGAGAUACAGUAAUUUCGCUCUGGAAAAGCCGUCUUCCAGCACAAAUACGACUGAUGGUUUGGAACUACAAAGAAGAAGCAGAACUUGUCAAAAGCGCAGAUAUGGCCUUCGACAUCCUUCAACAGUCACACAACAUUAGUGCUUUGAAUGACAAUAACCAGCCUGCCGCCUACCCGGUCGACAAGUUCGAACAACUAUUAGCUGCACUUCAGAAGACAAUCAAUCCUGAACAGCAAGGUCGUUCUAGGCCAAACAAGCGUCACAACAGGUCUCGUACUAAUUCAAAGAAUAGACGCGAUUCGACCUCGGGCAGAUCAAAAUCCAAGCCGCGCUAUUCCAACAACACAAACUUUUGCACCUUCCAUCGGAAAUUUGGCAAGGAAGCGCGAAAACUAAAGAAUCCUGCUGUCGAGGAGACUGACAGCCGGUCCAACCUCACCGCACGUCUCCACGUGAGAGACAAUCUCUCAAAUGAAGUCUUCCUGAUAGACACCGGCGCGGACAUUUCCGUAGUCCCCAAGCCAGACAAUUGGCAAGGUAAGCCAGCUGACCUCAAGCUCUAUGCGGUCAAUGGCUCUACUAUCAACAUUUAUGGCGUCAAACGUCGCGAGUUGGACGUUGGCCUACCAUACAAAAUCGCUUGGAACUUCACCAUAGCGGAUGUUCCGCAUUCAAUCAUAGGAGCCGAUCUCCUGAAGCAUUACCAUCUUCUGCCAGAUCUCAAGCUCAAGAGACUGGUAGAUGGAAAUCAGUUUACGCACGCUCCCGCUUUCGUCAAGUCAGUGCAGCCAGUGCAAAUUUCCUUUUUGGCUCCGAACCAUAAAUACGCACACAUCGUGAACAAAUAUCCCCAAGUCUUUGGCCCUGACCAGUUCAGAACGGUCAAGAAAAGGGGAGUUUUUCACCACAUUGUCACCAAGGGCCAGCCAGUCUCGCAGCGAGCCCGUCCUCUCGCUCCAGCGAAGCUCAAGGCAGCGAAGAAGGAAUUUCGGAAAUGGUGCGAGCUGGGCAUCUGCCGGCCUUCCAACAGUGCAUGGGCCAGUCCACUUCACAUGGCGCCGAAGAAAAACAACCAAUGGCGUCCUUGCGGCGACUUUCGCAAAUUAAAUCUAAUCACAGUCCCGGAUCGUUACCCGAUUCCGCACAUGCAUGAUUGCAUGACCUUCUGCCACGGCAAGAAGAUUUUCUCGGCCCUAGACCUACGCCAAGCCUACCAUCAAAUCCCGGUAGCACCAGAAGAUGUGCCCAAGACGGCAAUAAUUACACCUUUUGGACUUUAUGAAUUCCUAGUUAUGACUUUUGGCUUUCGAAAUGCCUCACAAACCUUCCAGCGUUAUAUUCACUCGGCGUUGGGAGACCUAGACUUUGUCUUCGUCUACUUAGACGACAUUCUUAUCGCUUCCACGUCUGAAGAAGAGCACCAGAAGCACUUAGAUAUAGUGCUCAAUCGCCUCAACGAGUACGAGCUCCAGGUAAACCUGGAGAAAUGCAGUCUCGGGGUUUCAGAACUCGUUUUCCUGGGUCACCUCAUCACGCCUAACGGUUUCAAACCUAACCUAGAGAAAGUUAAGGCGAUUCAAGAAUUUCCAUUACCACGGACCAUCGAAGAAUUAAGAAGAUUCUUAGGUCUUGUGAACAGCUAUAGGCGUUUACUCGCGCACGCUGCCGAAACACAACGCCCCCUUAAUGAAUUCUUGAAAGGUGCCAAGAAGAAAGACAAACGCCCAGUUCCCUGGACUCCGGAAGCUGAGGCUGCUUUCCGCAAAUGCAAAGAGGAUCUCAUCAACUUAGCUUUCACAGCUUUUCCCAGUGAAAACGCUGAAUUGCGCCUCAUUACAGAUGCUUCCGAUACCGCAAUGGGAGCGGCCCUCGAGCAACGCUCGGAUGAUGCCUGGCAACCCUUGGCAUUCUUCUCGCAGAAGUUCUCUCCUGCGCAAAUGAAAUACGCCACUUAUGACAGGGAACUAACGGCAAUUUAUGAAGCAAUUCGUUACUUCCAUCACUACCUUGAAGGAGCAGAAUUUAAAAUUCAUACGGAUCACAAGCCUUUGAUCUACGCUCUUCAGCAGAGCCACGACAAAAUGCCAGCAAUUCGCUCACGCAGAUUGUCAUAUAUCGCCCAGUAUAACACGGAGAUUCUUUAUCUCCCAGGGGAGGAGAAUGACGUUGCUGACGCACUGUCGAGAAUCAACGCUUUCACAUCUCCUGCAUUUUUCAACUGGAGCGAUCCUGAACUCUUGGCUGAUCCACAAGUCAGGGAAGUCCUCGCUAACAUUAACGCUUUCAAGCUACCAACACUGUUCGACGCCAAACAACUCAGCGAGGAACAAGGAAAGGACGAAGAGCUAAAAGAAAUUCUGCAAACGCCGGACCACCCCUUAAAGCUGCGCAAACUCACGUGGGGAUCCGCGCACGCAGCAUUUUACUGCGACAUCUACGAGGACGUCAUUCGUCCAUACCUUCCCAAGAAAUUGAUAAAGGAAGUUUUUAACAACUUUCACUCACCCUCGCAUCCUGGAGUCAGUCACAACCCGACUCAUCCACCAGCAUUUUUGCCCAGGCAUUUCAUUGCUCCAGAUGCUAGAUUCGAUCACGUCCAUUUGGAUCUCGUAGGCCCCUUCGCCCACAGCAACGGCUACACGCAUCUCCUCACCAUCAUCGAUCGCUACACGAGAUGGCCAGAGGCAAUAACAAUUACAGAUACCACUGCGGCUACGGUAGCUCGUGCUUUUCAUGACAACUGGAUCUGUCGUUACGGUUUACCCACGACGAUCACUACAGAUCAGGGUGCCCAGUUCGAAUCCAAAUUGUUUUCAGAAUUAUUAUCGAUCCUAGGAAUCAACAGGAUCAGAACCUCGUCGUAUCAUCCUGCUUCCAACGGCAUGGUGGAGCGUCUCCACCGAGACAUCAAGUCAGCUCUCAUGUGCCACGGAGACAACCAAAACUGGGUUCGUUUACUGCCCACAGUCAUGCUUGGACUACGCACGCGCAUCCGUUUAGACACCGAUGCUAGUCCAGCUGAUUUAGUUUUCGGCAAGUCAAUGAGGAUUCCCGGUGAUUUCUCUCCCUUCACCAACGAAGAGCCGAACGUUCGUGUCUUCUACAACGAAUUUCGCGAUUACAUGAGACAACUGAGACCAGUUCCAGUUAAUCACAAGACAGCUACCAAGCCAUUCACACAUCAAGGUUUAGAUACCUGUACACACGUCUGGUUACAGGAAAAACCUAUUAAACCUGCAUUGACGCGGCCCUAUACUGGCCCACACAAAAUAAUUUCGCGCAAUCUAGCGAACCACACCUUUAACAUAUAUAAGGAUGGCACUGUCAAAACAGUCAACAUUGAACGGGUGAAGCCCGCGUUCAUCCUGCAAGAUGAUCCCGACGGCACUAAGGAAAAUACCACUCCUGAACCGAUCAGGAUUCCUUCACCGACGGAUAUUAACCGCGUUCAACCAGCAGACGACACACGUCCAGCACCCCUCACCACUGAUCCGGUGGAUCACCCUAUUCCUUCCCCACAACCUCAUACACCCAAACGUACGAAGUUCGUGCCGAACAUUUUAAAAAGGAAUAGGCAUUCGGACUCGAUUCUGUUACAAAACGUGACUUCUAAGAAACGAAUCUCUUUCGCUCGUAAACCUCAAGUCAGAACGUUCGUUUCAGAAACUCAACCAAAGAACAAAUUAGAUUUAGUAUACAUUGUUAACACGUUACGAGAAAUUUUCUCACGUUAG
Molecule: messenger RNA, 4821 nt
Organism: Nasonia vitripennis (jewel wasp)
Lineage: Eukaryota; Metazoa; Arthropoda; Insecta; Hymenoptera; Pteromalidae
Exons: 4
Coding region: 1-4821 (1606 amino acids)
Biological process (GO): proteolysis; DNA integration
Molecular function (GO): nucleic acid binding; aspartic-type endopeptidase activity
Source: RefSeq, a predicted model, not a curated record